Chelonus insularis is the source of this 1309-nucleotide messenger RNA. It is a transcript of the gene Bem46, whose product is annotated as abhydrolase domain containing 13-like protein Bem46. Bases 254 to 1291 code for a protein of 345 amino acids. Gene Ontology annotation, cellular component: membrane. The record is from RefSeq and is a predicted model, not a curated record. The transcript has 5 exons. Gene Ontology annotation, molecular function: palmitoyl-(protein) hydrolase activity. NCBI's taxonomy places the organism in Eukaryota, Metazoa, Arthropoda, Insecta, Hymenoptera, Braconidae.
GUUUCACAUUACAUUACGUUUGUAAAAAUUAUCUUUUAUUACGAAGACUUUAAUAAGUUAAAUAAUGUCUUUUUUAAACUGAUAUUAUUUGUUUAGUAAUGGAUGAACAAUGGAAUUUAUUACAGGAAAGAACAUAACACAGUUGAUUGGGAAAAAUAAAAAAUUUUAAUCAAAAUUUGUAACAUAAAAAAUGAAUUUGCAUUAUCAAUUGUAUGGAUUAUUUUUUAAUUUAUCGUGAGUGAAAAAAUUACCUAUGUUUAAAAUGUCAUUGAGAAUAAGGUUACUUCGAAAUCGUCCUUUGAGAGUAGUUAACAAUAUUCCUAUGAAAAAUUGGAUAUUCUCUGGCAUUUACAUAUUUUUAUGUUUUAUAUUGUAUUGGUUUUAUGGAGGAAUUUUAGCUCCAUUUUUUCUAUUAUGUUUUGGAGCAACAGGAAUAUUGUAUAAAUUAGAAGACAAUUUUGUUUAUCAUCCAGAAUUACCACCUCAUUCACGAAUUUAUGUACCAGCUCCUUCAACAUACAAUUUACCAUAUCAAACUGUGUACAUUCGUACACAGGAUGGCACUAUGUUACACACAUUUUUUAUCGCACAACCGGGAGAAAAGUCUAAACAAGUACCCACUGUUUUAUUUUUUCAUGGAAACGCUGGAAAUAUGGGGCAUAGACUUGUAAAUGUAUCUGGUCUUUACCAUGAAGUGCAAUGUAAUAUAUUAAUGUUGGAAUACCGUGGAUAUGGUUUUUCACAUGGAACUCCGUCCGAAGAAGGUCUUUACAUGGAUGCUCAAGCUGGCAUUGAUUAUUUAGCUGGUCGGACUGAUAUUAAUACCAAUGAAAUUAUUGUUUUUGGUAGAUCAUUAGGAGGAGCAGUUGCGAUUGAUUUAGCCACUAAAUACAUCAAUAAGCAAAAAAUUUGGUGCCUUAUUUUAGAAAAUACAUUCACCAGCAUUCCUUACAUGGCCUCCCUUUUAAUUGGCAUCAAAUUCUUGGAGCGUUUACCUCUUCUUUUUUACAAGAAUAAAUUCAUGUCACUUAAAAAAAUUCACUCAAUAAAUGUGCCAACGUUAUUUAUUUCCGGAUUAGCAGAUAUAUUAGUACCUCCACAAAUGAUGACGGAACUUUAUAACACGUGUAAGAGCACAUUUAAACGAUUAGUGACUAUACCAGGUGGUACACAUAACGAAACUUGGAAUCAAACUGGUUAUUAUCAGCACAUACAAUCAUUUAUAACAGAACUUAGAAAAAAACCUGAUUUACGUCAGUCAAGUUGCCAUUACCUCAUUCAUGAUAUCUAGUAUUUAUUUUUUAAUUAU